Messenger RNA from Ilex paraguariensis (yerba mate), 3265 nucleotides. Lineage: Eukaryota; Viridiplantae; Streptophyta; Magnoliopsida; Aquifoliales; Aquifoliaceae. The record is from the annotation of a GenBank genome assembly.
AUGCGGUUGGUGUUUACCGCAGUGGAACCGCACCCACAACUGUCUUACCAAAAAGGCAAAAAGAAAAAGAAAGGAACAGGAGAAAACUGCACUGCUGAGACAAACAGGCCGUAGCCCACAAAGUACACCCAAAUCUCUUAUUUGAUCGGUGGAACUUGAGAAACAAUCGAUCCCUCAAUUGCUCUAUCUGAUCAAAGCAGAACGCUGAGAAAAAUGGUAGAGAUAGAAGAUGAAGACCCAGUGUCUGUCUUCAUGAGUCUAGACUCUUGGCCAUCCUGUCCCUUCCAAACCAACGACGUAGAUGAAGAAAAUGGUCCCGCAGAAGAAGAAAAUGACUCCCCAGAAUCCUCCAACACUCUCUCUCAGUCCAGGGUGACCCAUAUGGUUGGGUUUGUUAUAGUCAACAUAGUGAAUUUACAUAACUAUUCGGGUACGAUCAGUGGUCGAGAAAUGGUUGGUUUGAUUCGUGAACCGUCGAAUCUCUCUGACCCAAAUGCUAUCAAAGUGCUCAACGUAAUGUUAGCUCAAGUGGGUCACAUCGAGCGGUCCGCGGCAAAGGUUCUAGCACCGUUGAUUGAUCAACAUCUGAUAAUUGUGAAAGGAAUUGUACCAAACAUACCGGGAAGGGCAAAUAGGUACAGGCGUUCAUGUAGAGUUCACAUUUUUUCCAGGAUUGAGGAAUUUCCGAGAGUGAAAUCAGCAAUUUUGCGUGGUGGGUUGCAUUUGAUUUCGGAUAAUGUUGAGUCAUCUAUGUUAUUGGAUGCGGUGGUUGUGAAGGAGAAGAAUGUUAGCAAGGAUGGGAAGAGUUUAGAUGAGAUUUUCAAGUUGUUGGAUGAAAACAUAAAUAAAAAAGGAAUGUUUGAAGCAUUGGAGCCACCAAAAAAUGUUAUCAACUCUGAGCUUUUUAUGCACCAGAAGGAAGGUUUGGGGUGGUUGGUUCAUAGGGAAAAUUCUUGUGAAUUGCCACCUUUUUGGGAGGAGAAAGAUGGGUCUUACAUGAAUGUGUUGACAAAUUACCAAACACAUAAGCGGCCAGAGCCAAUACGUGGUGGAAUUUUCGCCGAUGAUAUGGGUUUGGGUAAAACUCUGACAUUGCUUUCUUUGAUUGCUUUCGAUAAAUGUCAUUGUGUUAUGCCUUCUUCAAUCGAUACUGGAGGUAUAAAUUUAGAAAAAUACGAGGAACUAGAAGGAGGAGGAGAGAACCCUGAUAUUUCAUUCUGUAAGAAGUCAAAGAGGGGGAGAGUGAAUAAAUUGGUCUGGAAUUCAGGUAAAAAAAGAAAAACUGAGGACACCCAUGUGGAUAAAGAGGUGAAAGGGAAAUCAGUUGGUGAUUCUGGUGGAUCUAUUGCUUUUUCGAAAACAACCUUGAUUGUAUGUCCACCAUCUGUUUUUUCGACAUGGGUGACACAAUUAGGAGAGCACACUAUACCAGGAAGUUUGAAGGUGUAUCUGUAUUAUGGAGGACGGACGAAUGAUCCUGACGAGCUUCAGAAGUAUGAUAUUGUUUUGACAACUUAUAGUACUCUGGCUACUGAAGAACGUUGGUUGGAGUCUCCUAUUAAGACAAUAGAGUGGUGGCGAGUCAUUUUGGAUGAGGCACAUAUAAUUAAGAAUGCCAAUGCUCAACAAAGCCGUGCAGUUACUAACUUGAAUGCUAAGCGGAGAUGGGUUGUUACUGGAACACCCAUACAAAAUGGCUCAUUGGAUUUGUUUUCUCUCAUGGCAUUCUUGAGGUUUGAGCCAUUCUCAGUUAAAUGCUAUUGGAACAGCUUGGUACAGCGCCCACUUGAUCAGGGGAACGAGAAGGGCCUGUUGCGGCUGCAAGUUCUAAUGGCAACCAUAUCUUUGAGGAGGAUGAAAGACAAGGCCUUAGUCGGUUUACCAUCUAAAACUGUAGAGACAUGUUUGGUGGAACUUUCUCUAGAAGAGCGCGAGCUGUAUGAUCAAAUUGAAGGAGAAGCUCGGAGUAUUGUCCGCAACUAUAUUGCUGCUAACAGUGUAAUGAGCAACUAUUCAAGUGUACUCAGCAUAAUUUUACGACUUCGCCAAAUAUGUACAGAUCUAGCCUUGUGCCCAGCAGAUUUCAGAUCAAUGCUUCCAUCAAACAAUAUUGAAGAUGUAUCCAACAACCCAGAAUUGCUGAAGAGGAUGGUUUCGGUGCUCCAAGAUGGGGAGGAUUUUGAUUGUCCAAUUUGCAUUUCUCCGCCGAGUAAUAUUGUUAUUACUCGUUGUGCUCACAUCUUCUGCCGAUCCUGCAUCCUUAAAACCCUGAAACGUGCUAAACCCUGCUGCCCUCUCUGCCGCCGUCCACUGUUAGAGUCUGACCUUUUCUCGUCUCCACCAGAAUCUUCCGACAUAGCCAAUAAUGAAAUUUCCUCUUCUACUACAUCUUCUAAAGUGUCUACACUUCUAAAGCUUCUCUCAGCAUCAAGGGAUCAAAAACCAACAAUAAAAUCAGUUGUUUUCUCACAAUUCCGGAAAAUGUUGGUUUUACUUGAAGAGCCGUUAAAAGCUGCUGGUUUUAAGAUCCUGCGCUUAGAUGGGUCAAUGAAUGCAAAGAGGAGAGCUCAAGUAAUAAAAGAAUUUGGAAUCCCAGCAACAGAUGGGCCUACAAUCUUGCUUGCAAGUCUUAAAGCAUCUAGUGCUGGUAUAAAUCUAACUGCUGCUUCCAGGGUCUAUUUGUUGGAGCCAUGGUGGAAUCCUGCAGUCGAGGAACAGGCUAUGGACCGGGUCCAUCGUAUUGGGCAGGAGGAGGAUGUGAAGAUUGUGAGGAUGAUUGCUCGAAACAGCAUUGAAGAGAGGAUACUGGAGCUACAAGAGAAAAAGAGGUUGCUUGCAAGGGAUGCUUUCAGUAGGAGGGGACCAAAAGAUCGGAGGGAGAUUGGUGUCGAUGAUCUUCGUACUUUGAUGUCUAUGUGAGUCAUUCUCACUCUUACCCAUUAUACUUGCAGCAUGGGCGUUGUGUUUGCUCUUACAUGUAUGUCUGCAUAGACUCGCUAUAAAUUUUGGGUUCAGAAAGCUUCUAAACUCUUUUGGUUAUGUACACAAGGCACAUCCAACCAUGCAUACAAGUAUGCAGAAGCUACAUGAAACUGUAUUUUCUGUUUCGAACUCUCUUUUGAUAUAAUGGUAAAGAAACUUAUGGCAGAUAAUGACUUUGAAACAAACGCUCCCCUAAGAAGGGGCUGGCGCCCAAAUUGUUAUUCGAGUUAUAGGUAUUGUUGUAGAACUAUAUUUUUAUCGUGUGCACUCUAUUAUUUUCUUG